This is a messenger RNA of Onychostoma macrolepis, 1983 nucleotides long. RefSeq lists its product as uncharacterized. NCBI's taxonomy places the organism in Eukaryota, Metazoa, Chordata, Actinopteri, Cypriniformes, Cyprinidae. The record is from RefSeq and is a predicted model, not a curated record. The transcript is spliced from 2 exons. The coding region runs from base 449 to 1180 and encodes 243 amino acids.
UUUUGCACUAUGCUUUAUUGACUGUUGGUUCAGUGUUCACUGUGGGUAUCACAGAGGAAGGCGACACCGCACGCACUCAUGUAAUGGCAGCUACACUAGAGCACGAGCACAAAAUGGCGGCCACAACAACACCCCGUCAUGUCAUUGCUGCCAUUCAGGAGCCAAGUCAAGUCACAGGUGAUCUUCACGAAUCAAGCCAAGUCACAGGUGAUCUUCACGAAUCAAGCUAAGUCACAGCUGAUCUUCACAAAUCAAGCCAAGUCAAAGCUGAUCCUCACGAGUCAAGCCAAGUCACAGCUGAUCUUCACGAAUCAAGCCAAGUCACAGCUGAUCUUCAUGAGCUAAGUCAAGUCACAGUUAAUGUCAGAGUCAAAUCAAGUCACAGUUGCUGUUAAAGAACCCAGUCAAUUCACAGUUGAUCUUAAAGAACCAAGUCAAGUCACAGUUGAUGUCAGAGAGUCAAGCCAAGUCACAGUUGUUCGUCAUCAAUCGAGUCACGUCUCAACUGAUCUCCCAGAGUCUUGCCCCGCCUCAGCUGAUCUCCCAGAGUCACUUCACGUCUCAGCUGAUCUCCCAGAGUUACUUCACGUCUACGCUGAUCUCCCAGAGUCACAGCAGCACGUCUACGCUGAUCUCCCAGAGUCACAGCAGCACGUCUCCGCUGACCUUCCAGAGUCGGGUCACGUCUCCGCUGACCUUCCAGAGUCGGGUCACGUCUCCGCUGACCUUCCAGAGUCGGGUCACGUCUCCGCUGACCUUCCAGAGUCGGGUCACGUCUCCGCUGACCUUCCAGAGUCGGGUCACGUCUCCGCUGACCUUCCAGAGUCGGGUCACGUCUCCGCUGACCUUCCAGAGUUGGGUCACGUCCGGGCUGAGACACACAGAUCAUCAAGUUGUCCCUAGUUCGCAGUCCCUGCUGAUCCGUUGUGGUGCUCCCCUGAUCUGCCGUGGUGGUCUUCUGCUCUGUCUGCUCCACCGUGGAGGUCUCCGGCCCUGUCUACUCUGCACUGGUGGGCUCCUGCCCUGUCUGCACCGCCAUGGAGGUCUUCUGCCCUGUCUGCUCCACCCUGGUGGGCUCCUGCUCCGUCUACUCCACCCUGGUGGGCUCCGGUCUCUUCUGCUCCGCCCUGGUGGACUCCAGCUCCAUCGGCUCCUCCCUGGUGGACUCCAGUUCCGUUGACUCUGCCCCGGCUUCCUGCUCGGCCGGUUCUGCCUCAGUCCCCAUUCUCUUCACGUCUGGAAGCCGCUCCUUGGGGGGGGCUAUGUCACGAAUCUUGUCCCUGCACUUCCGUUCACUCGCUCACCACAUUGACUCUCACAGCACACAUCACACUGGACUCAAUUUCCCAUCAUCCAUUGCACUGAUUGCACACACAGCUGAAGGCACUGAUCACACAGCUCUCACUAAUCACACACUCUAUUUAAACCCUGGACUUUGUUUCCCUCACUGCCGAGUAUUGUAUGCGUUUACCCCUCCCCUAGCCGUAGCAACUCUACAGAGCCCCUGAUAGUUUUCCCCCUGCCUGUUUUGGAUUGUGUUUUCCCCUGCCUGGACUAUUGCUUCGUUUUCAGAUACUUCUCUCGUCAAGCCCCUUCGGAUACUGUUCGCUGUCGACCGACCUUUGCUUGCCCUAGGAUUACUCUUUGUCUUGUCCCUGCCAUACCUGUUUGCCAUUGCUCGACCCUGCCUGUUUUUAUGACCAUGCCUGUAAAUAAAAGCUUGCACUUGGAUCCGCACGUCUCACGUCUCGUCAGCCACGUUACACUGAGAGGGAAAUUUACCCACCAGUCACUGUGCUUUACCCCAGAAAUACAAGAUGUUUGACUGAAAUAAACAGGUUGAGGUUCCAGCAUUUUUGAGUUUAAUUCCAGGCGAGGCGAAAUAAUAUUUCUAAUCAAACAUCUGUUUAACUCGGCGCUGUCCUGUUACAUGGAGUGCAACUUUCUGCUGUCUUUUUCUUAGGCCCAUCUAAUCACUAUCUA